CGGAUGGACGGUCGGUCGACCAGCGGGGGAACACGAAACGAUAUCGCUUCGCUAAAUAUAAUACGAAGGCACGCGAUUCUACUACCAUCCGCCACGACACGCGAAGUAGCAUGAUGGCGACGGCGACGGCGGCAACGGUAGUCACCGUUUGAGACCCUUGACGUUCGUACUGUCGACCUUCUGUCGCCUUCGUCGACGGUAAUCACGCAAGUAUCAUCUUGCAUCUCGAGUCGCCGAGAGCCGACCGUGGAAAACGGAGUAGUGAGCCUUUCCCAGGCAGGUGCGUCCGACGAAUCCCCCAAGUGCGAUUUGCCAGGGGGUUUGCGAUAUUUUUGACGGAGCUUCUUACGGAACUCGAUCGAUUAUCGUCGUCAUCAAAAAUCGCAAUCCAUAGAGAUGAGUAUCCAGAAGCCCGAAGACCUUUUAUCUAUUGUUAUAUCAUCUGAACUUCCGCCGUCUUCGAAUUCCCGACAGCUGUUUAUAAAUCAAGAUCAACAGGAUGAAGAAGCGUCUGAUUGUCCUCUAUUAACACCAAGUCCACCACCUACUCAAACCAACGAGACUCUACAAUCAACACCGAUAUUCAAUGCUCUGGAAGGAACUCCAUUAGAAAUGAUACCGACGCCAACGCUUGGAAAUAUUAAUACAGAAGACGGACUUAACUUCAUGAAUAUUGUGAAUAGUUCGAGUAAACCUUUAAAUGAUGAACCGAGUUCACGUGAUCCCAUGGUGGAGUCUACUAGCAGCGGUAGUAGCAGUGACACAAACGAACCCGUUUGCGCACAAUUGUUGACACAAUUGAAUACUGCCUAUCAACAUCUUGCACCAGAUGCUCAAGCGUUAUUUUACAACCAGGAGAACGGCGGCAAACCACCACUCGUUGGGAUACAACUGGUAGUGCCGAAGCCGCCCAAAGAUUAUCGUUUCAUGAAGUGGAACUGGCCAUUGAUACGGAAGACAUGCUACUGGUCAUUGAUGUCGAUUCUGACCGGAUGUGCCGCUCUUGUUAUCGGCAUUAUCGCUACAAUGCCUAAGAAAUGCGACCCACCGGUGGAAUGGUGGCAAGGCAGUACCUUCUACGAAAUAUUCCCGGCGUCCUUUCAGGACUCAACGAAGAGCGCCGAUGGGAUCGGCGAUUUGCGAGGGAUAAUUAUGCGGCUAGAUUACUUAAAGAAUUUCGGAAUACGGACCAUACGACUCAACUCGAUAUUUCCGGCACCGCAUUACCCGGAAUAUUAUUCGGACAUUAGCAACAUGACAGAUGUGAACAAGGAGUUGGGUACACUGGGAGACUUCUCCGUUCUCGUCCGCGAGAUCCACAGGCGAAAUAUGAGUAUAGUCCUCGACUUGCCUUUAUAUCCAUUUGUGAAGAGCUUGAAUGAAGCGAAGGCGAACGAGACUGAACGUACGCCUCGGGAGAGACAAGAUCUCGCGAAUAACGCAAUAAUUCAUGACAUACUGCCGUCCGCGCCGUCCACGGUCGACGCAAUCCGCGACGCCCUGUCGACACCGCUGCAGGAAAUAAAGAGAGAAACGUUUCCCUCCGGUCACUCAGCUCGUCAGCAGGAGCACCCUGUUAGCGAGGCCAUCAAAAUUUGGCAGCAGCGAGGAGUAGACGGUUUCUAUCUGAAGGGACUGGAACAUUACGUCGACGAAGACACGUUUGUGAGCGAUCUUAGAUACUGGAGAUCUCUUCUGCAUCCGGGCAAUAUCUUCAUCUGUCACGUAAAUGCCUUGGACGCCGCUACCUCUGUCGCGAGGAACUCCAUUCUGUCCAAGAUAGAUCUGAUCGACGUGACCCUUCGUCUGGUGAACAGCACGAAAAAUAUCAAAGCGCAGAUCGAGAGUAUCACGAAGGGCGUGCUCUUCGACAAACCUUCUUACCCGUGGAUUCACUGGUCCGUAGGUAGUGUGGACACCAGCAGAGUGGCCUCCACUAUGACCGUCAAGAAUGCUAGUGUGGCAGCUUCUCUUCUCGGCAUGAUGCUGCCUGGGACGCCAAGUAUAUUCUAUGGCGAUGAGAUAGGUAUCGAAGAUUGUGAGUGUCGAGAUCAUAAGGAUUUGGCACACGUGCACAAUUUGGUUCCUAUGUAUUGGGAGAAGAAAGAAGGCUCCGGCAGCAGUUUUUCUCUUUCAGGAGUUACCGCUUGGCUACCAGAAGCUAGGAAACCUAUAGAAACUAGUUUAAAAAACACUGUUACAGAGAUGGCGAAGCUAAGAAUGGAAGCUACGCCGGUUUACGUCAAAGCGGUGCUAAGAGAAAAUCAAAGUACUGCGAAUUGUGAUGUUAGAUAUGUGGAAGAUGAAAUGAUCGUGAUUGAGCGAUGGUAUCCACGAAGAAAUUCCUAUGUGUUUGUGGCCAAUUUCGGCAACGAGACGCGCGUGAAGGAUCUGUCAUUUCUUUAUUACGGUGGUUACGUUGUUGUUGGACCAAGUUACAGAAUAAAUCGGAAUGUGUACUUCAAAGAACUUACCGUCCCCCCUGGAGAAGCGUUUGUUAUAAAAUUGGAUAAGUAAGAGAGUCUUUCGGUUGAAAUAAUAGGCUCUCUUAUAUAUGAGAUUAUACUUUUAUUCAUUAAACAUCAUUAAAGAUAUGG
Messenger RNA from Trachymyrmex septentrionalis, 2597 nucleotides. RefSeq names its product maltase A2-like. The transcript is spliced from 8 exons. The coding region runs from base 397 to 2517 and encodes 706 amino acids. Gene Ontology annotation, biological process: carbohydrate metabolic process. The record is from RefSeq and is a predicted model, not a curated record. Lineage: Eukaryota; Metazoa; Arthropoda; Insecta; Hymenoptera; Formicidae.